AUGGUAUACUUUAUAGCGUGUCUAUUACUGGCCGCGGCAUACGUUGUAUCUAUUACCGUCUACAGAUUAUUCUUCAGUCCUCUUGCCCGUUUCCCAGGGCCGAAGUUGGCCGCUCUCACAUUCGGCUACGAGUUCUAUUAUGACUUUUUCAAAGACGGAGGUGGUCGAUACUGGGCUGAGAUCAACCGCAUGCAUGAUGUAUCAGGGCCCAUAGUGCGUAUAAACCCGUGGGAAGUGCACAUACGGGAUCCAGAGUUCACCGAAGCCUUCAAAAUCUCGAGAAAGACGUCCAGGCCGUGGUGGUAUUACAGGUCCAAUGGUCCGCCGAAUAGUGUCCUGCAAGCCGGCCCUCAUGAGCUACAUCGAAUGCGCCGCGAGGCUAUCCUGCCCGUGUUCGCCACCCCUCUGGUCAUGUCUCGCGAACACUUAUACGAGGCGCUGGUGCAACGACUACUUGCGAGAUUCCGCGCCACCAAGGGCACCGGCGCCGUAUUGACCUUGGGCCAUGCUUUCCGAUGCCUCGCCAUCGAUCUGACGUGCACCACGAACCUCGGCUACGACUUUGGUUUCGUCGACGUCGAGGACUUUGAGAAUGACAUGUUCAAGAUUGCGAGGACCUUGGGUCGCAUGAACAUGAUCAGCCGGCACAUCGGACACUGGUUCUUCGCGGUGAUGCGAGCGCCCGCACGCUGGGCCAAACGCGCGGAGCCUGCCGUCACAGAUCAGUAUCGUGCUGCAACGACCAAUGACACAACUAUACGCGAAAAGACUGGCGGCGACGGCGACGGCGACAACUUCAAAUCCACCGUGCAACACAUUCUCGAGUCAAAUCUUCCAGCCCACGAGAAGGAGUUGACGCGCGUGGUAAACGAGGUCUGGCUCUGUAUCAACGCGGGCAUCGACACAGAGGGCCAAGCCAUCGCCUUUGCGACCUUUAUGCUCCUAAGCCACCCCAACGAGCUCGCGCAACUCCGCAAAGAACUAGCAGAAUGCGAAAAGAGGCUCGGCAGAUGUCCCACGUACCAAGAGCUGAAGGAGCUAAACUACCUGCACGCAGUCGUCCAGGAAUCGUUCCGUCUAAACCACCCCAUCGCUGGCCGCUUACCCAGAACCGACCCGGACAAUGACAUUCAGUACGGGGACGUGAUCAUACCCAAGGGUGUUACCGUCUCUGUAUCCACGUACGAUAUUUACCUCGACGCCGACAUCUUCCCGGAUCCGCACAAGUUCGAACCCGAACGUUGGCUUGACCCGGGCGAGAGGAAGCGCCUUCGCAAGUACGUCAACAACUACGGCCGCGGGACCCGCAGCUGCGUGGGGAUGGACGUGGCCAAUAUGGGGAUCUACCUGACUCUGGGACGCAUCUUUGCUCCUUCGGCUGGCUUUGAGCUGGCGUUGCACGAUACGCUGUAUGAGCGCGAUGUCGCCUUCGAUGCCGACUUUUUCGGGGCGUUUCCCAAGAGCGGUUCGAACCACAUCAAGGCAACUGUAGUCUAG
Molecule: messenger RNA, 1497 nt
Organism: Colletotrichum acutatum
Lineage: Eukaryota; Fungi; Ascomycota; Sordariomycetes; Glomerellales; Glomerellaceae
Product: cytochrome P450
Exons: 5
Coding region: 1-1497 (498 amino acids)
Molecular function (GO): monooxygenase activity; oxidoreductase activity, acting on paired donors, with incorporation or reduction of molecular oxygen; heme binding
Source: RefSeq, a predicted model, not a curated record